Molecule: messenger RNA, 1809 nt
Organism: Gossypium arboreum
Lineage: Eukaryota; Viridiplantae; Streptophyta; Magnoliopsida; Malvales; Malvaceae
Product: transcription initiation factor IIA large subunit-like
Exons: 11
Coding region: 308-1480 (390 amino acids)
Biological process (GO): transcription by RNA polymerase II; transcription initiation at RNA polymerase II promoter
Cellular component (GO): transcription factor TFIIA complex
Source: RefSeq, a predicted model, not a curated record
ACCUAUUUAUAUUGUAGUCUUUAUUCUCCUUUUCUCGUCCGCUCCUCUGUUUCUCUCACUUUCUCUCUCUUCUCUCAGCUCCGAUUCUUCAAACCCUAAGUCGCCCCUUCUCUAAUUUCAUCUGAUCGAUCAGUUCUUUAAGCUUCACAAUCCCAAUCCCAAUCCCAUGCUUCUUUCCCUUUUCUCCUAAUAUUUUUUCCCGGGAAAACUGUAGAAUCCUAGACAUUUCUUUGUUUGGAAGAAGUCAAAUAAGAAUCGAGGAGGAGAAAGGAGGAGGAGGAGCUGUAGAUAGAAGAUUUGUGAAAAAAUGGCCUCGACCACAACGAGUUCGGUUUACAUCAACGUCAUCGAAGAUGUCAUCAACAAGGUUCGUGAAGAGUUCAUCAACAACGGUGGACCCGGCGAAGCUGUCCUCAACGAACUCCAAGGAAUUUGGGAAGCGAAGAUGAUGCAAGCGGGAGUAAUAUUGGGUCCGAUAGAGAGGUCUUCGCAGAAACAGCCUACUCCUGGUAGCGCAAUUACUCCUGUGCACGAUCUUAAUGUUCCUUAUGAAGGGACGGAGGAAUACGAAACUCCUACAGCUGAUAUGCUUUUCCCUCCGACUCCAUUGCAAACGCCAGUUCCUACACCACUGCCGGGUAGUGCGGAUGGUUCUAUGUAUAACAUCCCUACUGGAGGUAGUGAUUAUCCUACUCCCGUGAAUGAUAAUGGCAGUAAUGCUGACAUAAAAGGUGGAAGGCCAAGCCCGUAUAUGCAAUCUCCUUCUGCUUGGUCAAAUCAAAGGACCCCACUAAGUGUUGAUGUUAAUGUUGCUUAUGUGGAAGGGCGGGAGGAGGUGGACAGGGGAACCUCUAAUCAACCCCUGACACAGGACUUCUUUAUGAUGUCAUCUGGAAAGAGAAAACGUGAGGAUUUUGCACAAUACCAAAAUGGUGGAUAUAUACCCCAACAAGAUGGAGCUGGAGAUGCUACAUCUGAAGUUGCAAAGGCAGAGGGAAGUAGGGGUGGUAAUUUCCUGGAUAGACGUCACUCAACAACCACUGCAAAAAGCAAGAUCUUGGCAGAGUUAUCUAAGUCAUUAUCAAAGAUUCCUCAACUGGAUGGUCCAAUUCCUGAUCCGUACGAAGACAUGCUUUCUACUCCCAAUAUAUACAAUUAUCAAGGAGUUGUUAAUGAGGACUACAAUGUGGUGAACACACCAGCUCCAAAUGACCUUCAGGCUUCAACACCUGCCCCUGCUCCCCAAAAUGAUAUAGUAGAUGAUGACGAUGAUGAACCAUUGAAUGAAGAUGAUGAUGAAGAUGAUUUGGAUGAUGUGGACCAGGGAGAGGAGCUGAACACACAACAUCUAGUUUUGGCUCAAUUUGACAAGGUGACUCGUACAAAGAGCCGAUGGAAGUGCACACUUAAGGAUGGCAUCAUGCAUAUAAACAAUAAAGACAUUCUCUUUAAUAAGGCAACAGGCGAAUUUGAUUUCUGAUUUUGUUAAGAGAAAAAUGUAGUCGCCAUCGUAUUGCAGCAGUUGCCUUAAAAAGAGCAAGUCAAGGGGUGUUAUUCUGUGUUUCGUAAUUUGUCUUUUAAUUAUUAUUAGAGUGAAAGGUUGAUUGAGGGGCAUGGGAUAUGCUUUAUUUUAAUGUCUUCCUUAAGACUUGGGUUCGAUGGUUGUCGUAUUGUACAUAAAGGAAGAGAGCAUUUUCGGCCUUAGAAUGGAUGACUACUUGAGACAGCUUCUUGCAGUUCUAAAAACUUCUGCAAUGGAAUAUGUAAUUUCAUUUUUACCAUAUACUUAGACAUUUUGGUUAAAUUUAA